AUGACGCCGACGACCGACGACAUCCCCGAGGAUGCCGAUGAAGAAACACGCCUCAAGUUCCUGACCGUCGGCCAACGAGAUCAAGAUGACUUGGAGCGAGAUAUCGGCCGUCAAGCAGACCAGCUGCUCACGGAGCAAGCCGAUGAGCGGGACAAGAAGCGCAUGGCGAAGGCAGAGGCGGAGAUCAAACGAUGCGAGGUUGCGCUGAGCAAGCUACGCGCUCGGCUCGCUCUGCCGGUUGUGGAGUCUCGCAAACUCCAGUUACGUGCCGAGGUUGCAGAGUAUCAGAAGAAGAUAGAGGACUUGGAGAAGGAUAUGGAUGCGAUACAGGCUCGCAUCAAUGAUAGACAUAAGAUACCCGGUGAAGAGGAAGAGGAGGCAACGAAUGGGGCUAAUAAACCUCUGCCAAAUGAGAGUCGACGAGAUUUCCUCAUCCGGACGGGAAAGAUCACGCCGUUUUCGAAGAUUGCUCAGAUGCAUACGGGUACAUCGGCGCUUGGAGAGGUGAUGUUGGAUGCAGAAUUGGAGAAUAUGGUAGAAGAGGCUUCGAAGGGUCCGACUUCGCACCAGAACCUUAUGAAGCCGGGGUUUCAGCAUAUAGUCACGGACUCUGAAGCAGAGAGUCCUCGACCAGCGAAGCGGAGGCGCCCUCGAGAGGACGACGCAUCAGUGGCUACUGAGUUAGAUGAAUCUGCCCGAACAAGCAGUGCACGGGAAACUCCUGAAAGUGAUGAUGAAUUUAUGCCUGAUCUCGACGAUAGACAGCUUGCGGCUUUAGGUGAAUCAGAUGAUUUCUCCGCCGAAGAUGAGGACGAGGAGUAUGCUGAGCGCAAACGCAAAGCCACAAAGAGAAAGGCAACAAAGGCUCGGGUAGCUGAACCGGUCCAGGAGAAAGAGGACUUCGCUGGGGUUGACGAUGGCAACGAGAAGCUCUACAAGAGACGCUUAAGAUCAUGGAUGAAAAACCGCGCAGAAGCAAGAAGGAGAGCUCAGGAGAAGCAGGGCGGUCAGGUUGACACCACUGAUGAAGGAGAGGAUGAAUGCUAUCUUCCUCAUCCCACCUAUCCCGAUGCAGAACUGGGAGAAGGCUUCCGUAUCCCUGGCGAUAUUUACCCUGCUUUAUUUGACUACCAGAAGACUGGUGUGCAAUGGCUAUACGAGCUCUACACGCAGAACGUUGGGGGCAUCGUGGGGGAUGAGAUGGGUUUGGGUAAAACCAUCCAGGCAAUCGCAUACAUUGCAGGCUUGCAUUACUCAAAGAAGCUCACCAAACCGGUCAUUGUGGUUUGCCCGGCCACUGUCAUGAAACAGUGGGUCAACGAGUUCCAUCGAUGGUGGCCACCACUGCGUGUUUCGAUCUUGCACACCUCUGGCAGUGGGAUGCUUGAUACCGGUCGUGAAGAGCGCAUGGAACGGGAAAUGGAGAUGACCAAUUUCGGGGAUUAUGACGGUACUCUUACCGCCGCUGGAAAAGCUGCAAAGAAGAUUGUCAACACGGUCAAGCGGGAUGGUCAUGUGUUGGUGACUACUUACUCGGGUCUUCAAACAUACGCUGAAUUCCUCAUUCCGAUAGACUGGGAGACGGCUAUUCUGGACGAGGGCCACAAGAUCCGCAACCCUAAUACAUCGAUUACGAUCCGUUGCAAGGAACUUCGUACGCCGAAUCGCAUCAUCCUGUCAGGGACGCCAAUGCAGAACAACUUGACUGAGCUAUGGUCACUGUUCGACUUUGUCUUUCCGAUGCGUCUCGGCACUCUAGUCAACUUCCGCAAUCAAUUCGAGUUCCCCAUCAAGCGCGGCGGUUAUGCGAAUGCAUCUAACUUGGAAUUCGAAACGGCAAUGCAAUGUGCUGAGACGCUCAAAGAUGCAGUCAGCCCGUAUCUCCUCCAGCGAUUCAAAGUCGAUGUGGCAGCAGAUCUUCCAACGAAGAAGGAGCAAGUGCUCUUCUGCAAACUGACCCGUCAACAACGGGAAGCAUACCAAGCGUUCCUGAACUCGGAUGAGAUGAGGUCCAUUGCGCAAGGAAAGCGACAAAUGCUGUACGGUAUUGACUACUUGCGGAAGAUCUGCAAUCACCCAGACCUAGUGGAGCAUAAGACGAAGUCGAAGACGCCAGGCUAUGGUGCCGCGAACAAAUCGGGCAAGAUGCAAGUGGUGAAGGAGUUGUUAUCACUGUGGACGAAAGGAGGGCAUAAGACGUUACUCUUUGCUCAACACCGCAUCAUGCUCGACAUUUUGGAGAAGUUUAUCCGGAACUUACCUGGGAUCAACUACAGACGCAUGGAUGGCGAGACGCCAAUCAAGAGUCGCCAGGAUAUGGUGGAUGAGUUCAACAACAGUCCAGAUCUGCACGUCUUCCUGCUCACCACAAAGGUAGGCGGACUGGGUGUGAAUUUGACUGGAGCGGACCGCGUCAUCAUUUAUGAUCCCGACUGGAACCCUUCUACCGACAUACAGGCUCGUGAGCGGUCCUGGCGUCUUGGUCAGAAACGUGAAGUCGAGAUCUACCGAUUGAUGUCGGCUGGAACUAUCGAGGAAAAGAUUUAUCAUCGACAGAUUUUCAAGCAGUUCCUCACAAACAAGGUCCUGAAGGAUCCGAAGCAGAGGCAGACAUUCCAAAUGAGCGAUCUGCACGAUCUGUUCACGCUUGGUACGGAGGACGCAAAUGGCGAGACGGAAACUGGGAAUCUGUUCCGCGGGUCUGAAGUCAAGUUUGACGCGAAGCAGGACAGGCGGCAAUCCUCCCACGGCAGCAAGCCUGCAGAACCACAGGAAAGCGCUACAGCACCAGAAGAUCUGGCAGCGCUAUCAGGCAUUCACCAUACAGAGCAAUACCGCACUUCGUCCUCGGACGAAGACCCCGCACCCAAAGCAGGGGAAGCUUCAAACGGCGAGAAAGCUGACGAUAGCAAAUCCGACUCGCGGCUCCUGUCCACCAUCUUCGCCAAAUCCGGCGUCCAUUCCGUCCUGGAGCACGACGCCAUCGUCAACUCGACCGCCAGCGGGCGCAAACGAAAAGUCCAAGCGGACCCAGCGUUCAUCCAGCGCGAGGCCAAGCGCGCAGCAGCGGCGGCGGCGGAACAGCUAAGACGUGCGGAGCAGGAGGCUAGGAGGAUGCCGGCCGGUGUCCCUACAUGGACGGGCAUGUACGGUGAAGGGGGAAGGCCCGAGGAACGGACUCCCAGAGGGUUGUCGUCCUCUAGAGGUGGUCUAGCAGGCCGUGGUGGCCCCAGAGGCGGCGGCGGUGGACCAUCGUCUGCAUCCAUCCUGUCCAACCUCGCGGCCCGUCAAGGCCGACCUGACCCGCACGCUCGCUCUGCCACACCGACCUCGUCUCGCUCCGGCACAUCGACGCCCACGGGCACAGGCACGGGAUUCCGCGGGCGCCAGAUGCUCGAGAAGUUGCGCGACUUUAUGAUUACGCACGGGGGCACGGUGCCGACGCAGAUGCUCGUCGAUCACUUUGAUCGGUAUUGUCGGCAGGUUCCUGGCAGGAGCGAGGAGUUUAAGGAGAUGCUGAAGUUGAUUGCGAGGUUGGAGCGGGGGUCUGCUGGAAGGGGGAGGUGGGUGCUUAAGGAGGAGUGGAGGAGGAGGGUUUAG
Molecule: messenger RNA, 3600 nt
Organism: Westerdykella ornata
Lineage: Eukaryota; Fungi; Ascomycota; Dothideomycetes; Pleosporales; Sporormiaceae
Product: DNA repair and recombination protein RAD26
Exons: 3
Coding region: 1-3600 (1199 amino acids)
Biological process (GO): transcription-coupled nucleotide-excision repair
Cellular component (GO): nucleus
Molecular function (GO): ATP binding; ATP-dependent chromatin remodeler activity
Source: RefSeq, a predicted model, not a curated record